Messenger RNA from Adelges cooleyi (spruce gall adelgid), 921 nucleotides. RefSeq lists its product as uncharacterized. The record is from RefSeq and is a predicted model, not a curated record. The transcript is spliced from 2 exons. Lineage: Eukaryota; Metazoa; Arthropoda; Insecta; Hemiptera; Adelgidae. Bases 87 to 794 code for a protein of 235 amino acids.
CGGGGUUCUCUUCGAAAUCAUCAGUUCAUUGCAACAUUAGUUGAACAAUACAACAAGUAUAGCAUCAGCAAGCGUUCAUCAACAACAUGUCAGCAAAAACUUGUUUUAUCACUGCGGUCCUGGCGGCAACCGCGUUCACUUUAGCUUCGUCGUGCGACGUGUGUGUAACCCAAGGACAGGUAGAUGUCUUGGUUUUCUUCCAAGGUUACCAACAAAACGUACUCGAUCUAUUUUUCGAACAGUGUGAUUGGAGUGACAAAGAAGAAGUCUACACAGUAUACCAGCGGUACGUGGAAGAGGGCGAAACGGUUCUACCCGAUUUCAGGGCUGCUCUGUACGGUCACUACGAAAAAAUCCCCGAAACAAUCGAGGUGGACACUCAGACCAUAGUUGACAUCUCCGUCUCCAUCGAACCGAAAGAGUGCCAAGUAUGCCAAGACACCGGAGUCGUACGUUGCCCUAAAACUAAAUACGACAUAUUCGGCUUUUUCGAAACGUGCUACUCUGAAAUACCUGUCCAGAAGUACUUCGAGGAAAACCAUGUGGACGUUAGCAUAGUGGAAUCGUACAAAGCGUGGAAAGCUGAUAGGCAAUGCGAGUUAAAAGAAAAUGACUACAGAAAAGCUCUGUACACCUGGUACAAAGCCAACCCGGAUGCGCUGAAUCGGGAUUGUGCUAAUUUCCUCAAUUACUGUUUAAGUACCAAGUGCCCGGAUAUUAUUGGACCUGGACUUGGCCCCGCCAUUAUUCGACCAAGACUUGGCCCUGGCCCUGCAGUCAACACUAAUUAUUGAUAACACUCGUCCAUUCGUCUGAACUUUAUUAUAUUAUUAUUAAACUUCAAAAACUUUUAAACUCUAUUAACGUUAUUAUGUAUGUCCGAGUUCAAGAAAUAAUAAAGACAUUGAUUUGAUGAUUUAA